UAACGAAAACAACGGACGUCGUUGAAAAUAGUGCACGGUGAAGAAUUUUACAGGCGUUUUGGAUCGCGUCUCGUCCUGACCGGCGGGCUCGAGGUGAUGCUACCCUGAUCACUGUACCCCCUCUUGUGCGCCACAAUGCCUGACCAUUACUGCUUUGUGUGUACAAGUAACGAGGGUAUCUUCGUGGACAUCACGACUGAUAAUCGAGGCGCAUUCGUCAACCAGAUCAAGACGUGUUUGUCCGCCAAGAUUAACGAGAGCAUUGAUCUGUCGAACAAGAUAUGUUACAAGUGCGCGUAUGAAUUAGAGCAGUGCACUAAAUUUGUACAAAAGUAUGAGAACUCGCACAAGGUGCCAAAGCUGGAAGUUCAAAAGUCAAGACAAUGCUGCUUUCUGUGCUGCGAAUUAGUGGAAAGUGACCAUAUCUUUGACAUUAGCAAGGAUAAAAGCGUAUUUAAUCCUUUACGGAAGAUCCGCAGCAUUUUUAAUGAUGGUGUUAACACGAAAACCAAUUUGUUAUUAAUAUGUCUAACAUGUCGAUAUAACUUGGAUGUUUUGUAUGAUCUGAAAAGGAUAUAUCAAGAUUCAUUUAUCAAUUUAAAGGCUUUAAUUAAUGAAGAGAUAAACUAUUCAAAUUUUCCAAAGAUACACACAGAUGUUGUAAAUCGCAAAACUACCAUUACCACGUUCCCAGAUAUCACAAUUUAUGGUUCAGUAAAUUCUGAUAGUGAAAGUAACGAGGAGAAUAUGGCACGAGGUAAACGACACAUCAAAGAGCGUAAGGUACAGAGAAAUGUCCGAAGGAAACCACAGAGCAACAAGUCAAAAAUCAGAAAUUGUGAUAAGUGUCGUGUUGUUGUUGCAAAUGACAUCGACAUGUACAGAUUUUAUCACACGGGUCUGACGGUUUGCAAAAAUUGUUGGAUAACGAUGGAUCCGAGUGUUGCUAAGCCGUAUCGACGGUCUCGUCAGAUACAAUCCAAAACGAAGACAAAAUUGUGCGCAGUUUUUUUGAAAGAUGUGCUAAGUUAUGAAUCACAUAAGAAAGAUGAAACACGCGAAACGAUGAAAGAAGAAACAUAUAUUACGGAGAAAGAUAAGACACACGAGAUAGAAAAAGAUAAUGAUGAUAAUGCAUUGCCCGUUAGUUCUCAGGAAGAAAUAAAAUCUUUCGAAGAAAGUAAUCCUUUGAGUAUCUUAUCUAAGAGGAGGAAUCACAUGGUUAAUGGUAAAGCAAGACGAGGAAGAAAACGGAAAAUUGACGUAGGAAGAUCAAGAAUUGAUAUUGAAUUUACACCUUCGAAAGUUACAAGAGUCAAUAAUGAACAGGCAAACACGAACGAGGAAACAUCAUCGAUAAUAUUGAUCGAUGCAGAACAACAGUCCAGUCCUCAGUUGAUAAAAACGCGAGGACGUAAAAGAAUACAUAUAGAUAACAGGAAUUCGGAUUCAGAAGGUUCCCAAAAGCAUAAAGCGUCUAUUGAUGCGGAGCAACAGUCCAGUACUCAAUCGACGAAAAAACGAGGACGUCCAAAAACAAUAGAUAAUAAGAGUUCGGAUUCUGAUAAUCCGCAGAAGCAAACAGUAUCGACUGAUACAGAGCAACAGUCUAGUACUCAAUCGACGAAAAAGCGAGGACGUAAAAGAAUAAAUAAGAGUUCGGAUUCGGAAGGUUCUCAGAAACUAAGUGAGACAGAUGAAAUUAAAUUAAAUCAGAAUGUAAAUAAAACGAAGAAAAAAAAAACUGAAGAAACAACCUCAAACGCGCGUUCCGACUCUAGCGACGAGAUAAUAUUCAUUGAAGAAGACAUGAAUUUAGAAAGUAGGCUUUCAGUACAAAUGGGUGAUCGUACAAGUUCGCCAUCGACUGCGUCUAUAAAAAAAGAACAAAAUACCAGCAGUAGGACAAGAACAUCUUCUAUAUCUAGUACAGAAAUGAUAUCGACGGAAUUUAAAAGCCCGAAAUCUCUUUUACAGUCGGAAAUUAAAACAGAGUACACUUGCGACAAAUGUAAUAAGAAAUUUGACACCAAGUUGUCCAGUGCGAAACAUAAAUUAACACAUCUCAAGCAAGCUGCAUUAAAACUGACAAAGAUAACUAUUACAGAUAUUAAGGAAAAACAAGAAAUAGAUCUUAUUUUACAAGAUGAGGUUUCCGAAGAGACGACGUCACGUUCCAGUAGAACUACAUCCGUCGACAAACGAACCGACAAUCCAUCGGAGGACACUGUCAUCAAUGUCGAAAACUACACUGACGACGAUCUUUCCAAUUUAACCAAUACAGAUAAAAAAAUGGAGGAAAGAAUAAGUAAUGAAAGCAGUGAUAAACAGAAUGUAACGACCAGUGAAUCGCGCUUAAACGAAGAAUCUGCGAAUAAUGAAAAAAUUGAAAUAACAGAAUCUAAAAAAUGUAAAAAUUCAACAGUCAUGUCGGACGAUACAGUAAUAGAGGUAAGGGAUGAUGAAGAUAGACAGGAUAAAGAUGUAAAAGAUGAUCAUAAAACAAAGGAUGACGAUAAUACACCAAACAAAGGCAGUGAUAAAUUUGAAGAUACUAAUGCGCCGGAGAUUACUAUUGCAGUACUGAAAGAUGAUAAGAAUAUGAAUGAAAAUGAGGAGAAAGACAAAGAUGUAGAAAUAAACGACAACCUGGAAAGUUCUACAGAAAAUAUUAAAGAAAAUAUUAAAGAAAAUAUUACUGAAUGUAAUAAUGAUAAAAUUGAUGAGAAAGCAACAAAUGAUAAUGAAAUUACUACCUCAUCAAUUUUAUCAAAUCAUGAUAGAAUAAAGAAUGACAAGGAUCAAGACGAAAGUUGCGAAAAUAAUUUGGAAAAUAACUUCAUAGAUAAUAGAGAUGAAAUAAUAGAACAACCAGAAAUACAAAGCGAUUUAAUAGACGAAUCUUCGAAGAUAUGUGUAGAAGAAUCAGAAGAAAAUCUUCCAGAAAUUCUGUCGACUGACGAAACAGAAGCAUUAAAUGAAAAAAAUAAUUUAGAUGACAUAAUAACCAUAAAUGAAGAAACAGAGGAAUUGGAAGAGCAACAAAAUAAGUCCAAUGAAGAAAAUACGGAAGUCAAAAUUAAUGUAGAUGUUGAUGAACUUAAUAGUGCAAGAGAUAUGCCAGAUCUUCUAAAUGGCGGAACACACGACGAAACAGAAGUGAUGGAAAACAAUGCUGAAAAUGAUGUCAUCACAAUAAAUAGCAAUGAUGGUGAAACAAACUAUAAAGAAGGAAUGGAAGAAACAAUCUCAACAGAUAAGAACAGAAAAUUAGAAGAAGAGCUAAAGCAGCUCGAAGAGUUUGUAGUCGAGAGUAAUGCAAUGAAUAACAAGUAUGAAGAUUCAACUUAUGUCCCGGAUAGUAGCUCUGCGGAUGCUGCAACCGAAAUAUUGAAGGAAGUAUUUGAACUUGCUACUGCUGAAGUUCAGCAGCGGGAAGAGAUUGUUACCACGAAGACUUUAGUAGACGACGUCGCAAUAGAAAUAGAAACACUGGAGAAUAUCUCACGUGAGAUACGCAAGAGUGCCGAUAUGCCGUCUUUGGAUCCGAUUAGUGUCAUGGAUAUAGACGAUGACGGUAUUAUGUUGAACUAAUUGUGCCUGUGGCAAACAAUCACUACUGUAAAUUUUGUCCCGUUUUUAUCUAAGAAACUUAUCUGUCGCGUGUGCACAAUGCGUAUCUACAGCUACAGGGAGUUUAAGUUGAUUGAAAAAAAGAAAACAUAAAUCGCGAAUAUUUAUGGACGUAUAUUUGAUUACAAACUUAUUCGUCAGUAUGCU
Molecule: messenger RNA, 3780 nt
Organism: Cyphomyrmex costatus
Lineage: Eukaryota; Metazoa; Arthropoda; Insecta; Hymenoptera; Formicidae
Product: serine-rich adhesin for platelets
Exons: 4
Coding region: 136-3594 (1152 amino acids)
Cellular component (GO): nucleus
Molecular function (GO): zinc ion binding
Source: RefSeq, a predicted model, not a curated record